Molecule: messenger RNA, 2981 nt
Organism: Meriones unguiculatus (Mongolian gerbil)
Lineage: Eukaryota; Metazoa; Chordata; Mammalia; Rodentia; Muridae
Gene: Wars1
Product: tryptophanyl-tRNA synthetase 1
Exons: 11
Coding region: 286-1713 (475 amino acids)
Biological process (GO): tryptophanyl-tRNA aminoacylation
Cellular component (GO): cytoplasm
Molecular function (GO): tryptophan-tRNA ligase activity; ATP binding
Source: RefSeq, a predicted model, not a curated record
GCUAAACUGUUUCUGAUAACCUGAGUGAUUUCUAAGAAACCUCUCAAUGAAGGAAACUGAAAGGGUGGGGAAGGCAGGAAAGCAAGACAAUAGACUUAUAAAAAAAAGAGAAACUGAAAGGGGAAAAAAAGAGAGAGUAUUAAAGACCUCCACCCUGGCUGGGCAUUCUCAUCUGCUCAAAAGUCCAGAGUGACCAGAGACCUCAGACUCCAUAGAGCCUGGAGUCUUGUCUCAACUGCUGAACACACCUACUCACUAGCCAGCUGCAGGCCUCAGUCCUAGAAGAUGGCAGACAUGCCCAGUGGUGAGCCCUGCACCUCUCCACUGGCGCUGUUCAACAGCAUAGCUGCUCAAGGGGAGCACGUGAGGUCCCUCAAAGCUGGAAAUGCACCAAAAGAUGAGAUUGAUUCUGCAGUAAAGAUGUUGUUGUCAUUAAAAAUGAGCUAUAAAGCCACCAUGGGCGAGGAUUACAAGGCUGACUGCCCUCCAGGGAACCCAACAGCUGGGAAUAAUAGUGACCAAGACACCACAAAAGCCAGUGAGGAUUUUGUGGACCCAUGGACAGUACGGACAAGCAGUGCAAAAGGCAUCGACUAUGACAAGCUUAUUGUUCAGUUUGGAAGCAGCAAAAUUGAAAAAGAUCUGGUAAACCGAAUAGAGAGAGCCACUGGCCAGAGAGCCCACCGCUUCCUGCGCAGAGGCAUCUUCUUCUCCCACAGAGAUAUGAAUCAAGUUCUCGAUGCCUAUGAAAAUAAGAAGCCAUUUUAUCUAUACACAGGCAGAGGCCCCUCCUCUGAAGCAAUGCAUCUGGGUCAUCUCGUCCCGUUCAUUUUCACAAAGUGGCUGCAGGAUGUGUUCAACGUGCCUUUGGUCAUCCAGAUGUCUGAUGAUGAGAAGUACCUGUGGAAGGACUUGACUCUGGAACAGGCAUACAGUUACACUAUGGAAAACGCCAAGGACAUCAUUGCCUGUGGUUUUGACAUCAACAAAACUUUCAUCUUCUCUGACCUUGAGUAUAUGGGGCAGAGCCCAGGCUUCUACAAGAAUGUGGUGAAAAUUCAGAAGCACGUCACUUUCAACCAAGUGAAAGGCAUUUUCGGUUUCACCGACAGUGACUGCAUUGGGAAGAUCAGUUUUCCUGCUGUCCAGGCUGCACCAUCAUUCAGCAACUCUUUCCCGAUGAUCUUCCGUGACAGGACAGAUAUCCAGUGCCUCAUCCCAUGUGCCAUUGACCAGGAUCCUUACUUCAGGAUGACGAGGGACGUGGCCCCCAGGAUCGGCCACCCUAAACCUGCCCUGCUGCAUUCAACCUUCUUCCCUGCCCUUCAGGGUGCUCAGACCAAGAUGAGUGCCAGUGACCCCAACUCCUCCAUCUUCCUCACAGACUCAGCCAAGCAGAUCAAGAACAAGGUCAACAAGCAUGCAUUUUCUGGAGGAAGAGACACCGUGGAGGAGCACAGGCAGUUUGGGGGCAACUGUGACGUGGAUGUGUCCUUCAUGUACCUGACCUUCUUCCUUGAAGAUGACGACAGGCUGGAGCAGAUCAGAAAGGAUUACACCAGCGGAGCCAUGCUCACUGGUGAGCUCAAGAAGACGCUCAUAGAUGUCCUUCAGCCCCUGGUUGCAGAACACCAGGCCCGACGCAAGGAGGUCACUGAGGAAACAGUGAAGGAGUUCAUGACUCCCCGGCAGCUGUCCUUCCACUUUCAGUAAUGCUUCUCUGUGUGCAUAUAAAGACAAAACCUGUCAAUAAUCCUGGCCCCAGUAAAUCAAGUCACUCCCAGUAGGCUUCUGUCACAUGGUAAUUCCUGGGUCUCUACGCCCUUGUGCAUUCUGGAUGCUGUGUCUUCUGUGAUGUCUCUCCACCAGAUGUCUGCUGACAGUAAUCAGGGGCUGCUAAUGUCGUGUGAUCAGAUAGAAACCCAGCCCGAAUCUCUCCCACAAAGAGACCACAAAGAGUCCUCCAUGGCCCACAGAGGACUGUUCAUCUAGCAGCCUAGGGUUCCAGAUAAAUCCUAAAAUCUAUUCCAGUUUUUGUUUUUUGUUUUGUUUUUUUUUUUUUUUUCAAUUAUGUGUGCUCAGCUAGCCAGAAUGGUGCACACUUAUAGUCUCUGUACUCAGAGCCUCAAGUUCUGGGCCAGCCUAGGCUACCUAGCAAGAUCCUGUCAUAAUCUGUAUUUGAUUCUAAUUCUGUGGAAUCAAAAUACCAUUAUUGUAAAACUGAAAAGGAGACAUUUAAUGGGCAAAAGAUACUGUGCUCAAGCCCAUACCAAAUAUAUAUAAAUAUAUUUACAUACACUAUAUUUAAGCCUUGCUUUAUUAUGCUUGACUAGGAGGUCAUCAGCUUUGUCCUGGAGGAGUUCCUCAGGAGUAGAGCACUCACUCAGCAUGCAUGAUGCCCUGUGGUUAGUCCUCUUCACCACAGGGGUGUCGUUCAGCUCGAAAGCUGCUUUUAACACUGAUCAUGGACCAGGCUGGGCCAUUUCUAGUAACCUGAGUCUUGUGGGGUGAAACUUCGGGCUGAGGGAACUAAACUCCAGAUCACACAUGUUGUCCACUCCAGAAUCAUGCUUGUUGCCCUUAGUGUACUAGCUUUUCCACAGAUGGCCCAGACUCUACCUUGUAAAGCCCAGUGGUGGCUUCUCCCAACCAUCAGACUCUAAAGACAGGCUGUUGCCUUUGCAGAUGCUUUUGUUUUGACACUUGACUGACGUGGAGGGCAGCACAGAGCAGUGUGCUGGCCAUGCCUCAGGCCAGUGGACCAUAGCUAGGCAGAAAAGAACAGCAGCCAUCCAGGCCUUGGCCUCCUCCCUCUGGGCUGGAUGCAUGUAAUUAGCCACCACUCAGAGUCUUGACAAAGCAGAAGCCAUAUCUCAGGGAAAGCCCCUGGUUGAAGUGUCUGUCCUCUGAAGGCACAAGGGCCACCCUGAGUGUUCUGUACUUGCAUCAUUUUCAGGCAAAAAUAAACUUUGUUGUGCUCC